ACAUCUUGAAUCGUUGUAAGAAUCGAAACGUUCAUCUGAUGCUUCAAAACAGUCGUUUCCAUUCGUAAUGGUUCUGCUAAUAUUGUUGUCAAUCGUCGGUGCGUAUGCCGCUGCUUGCUGGCUGCUGGAAAACCUAAUCAUUCCGUUGGCUGCCAUAGUAUGGAGCUUGUUGAAGCUUUCGAUAAGUCGGAAGAAGUCGCUAUCCGAUCGAUAUGGAAAAUGGGCAGUGAUUACGGGAGCAACGGACGGCAUCGGUAAGGGAUACGCCCAACAUUUAGCAGCGAAAGGAAUGGAUUUGGUGCUGAUUUCCCGAUCGCAGGAAAAACUAAUCAAAGUCAGUCGAGAAAUCCAAAAAUCCACCGGAGUGAAUAUUAAGUUAAUCGUUGCGGACUUUUCCAUUGGCGAUUCCAUUUACAAGAACAUCCGAAAGGAACUUGAGGGUAUAGAUAUUGGUAUACUCGUAAACAACGUUGGCACCGGCACAGAACCGUUGGGUUUAUUUGAAACCCACGCGGACAAGUUUCAUCUACAGAUUGUCAACGUCAACAUUCUUUCAGUACUCAUGAUGACGCACAUCGUUCUUCCCAAAAUGAAGAAAGCUCAACGGGGGAUCAUCAUCAACGUUUCGUCACAAACAGCAGUCAUCCCUGCCCCAUACGUCAGCUCCUACACGGGGUCUAAAAGUUUUGGUUUCAGCUUCACGUUGGCUUUGCAGCACGAACUGCGGGGAUCGGGCGUUGAGUGUCAACUGGUGGUUCCCGGAUUCGUGCGAACCAAUUUGGUGCACACUUUGCCGCUGACUAUCUUUGGGGGGAAGCUGAUACCAGAUGGGUAUCAGUUUGGUGCCUGCGCCACAUGGUUGGUUGGUAAAACGGAUUUUACUGCAGGCCAUUGGUAUCAUGAGGUUUUGAAUUUUUUCAUCAAUUUGCUUCCUUUCUUUGUGCAAAGAAAGGUAGCUGCCGUAAUCUGGACGAGUUUUAUGAACGACCAAGAAAGUAAAAAGCGUACUAGCUUGUAAAAAAUUUGCAUCUGCAUUGAAUUGAAGAAAUUUAUGACGACAGUAGAAUGUAAGCAGUAAUGUAGUCAUAAAA
This is a messenger RNA of Armigeres subalbatus, 1091 nucleotides long. Its product is annotated as inactive hydroxysteroid dehydrogenase-like protein 1. Lineage: Eukaryota; Metazoa; Arthropoda; Insecta; Diptera; Culicidae. The record is from RefSeq and is a predicted model, not a curated record. The coding region runs from base 68 to 1018 and encodes 316 amino acids. Gene Ontology annotation, cellular component: endoplasmic reticulum. The transcript is spliced from 4 exons. Gene Ontology annotation, molecular function: oxidoreductase activity.